Molecule: messenger RNA, 2599 nt
Organism: Amoebophrya sp. A120
Lineage: Eukaryota; Dinophyceae; Syndiniales; Amoebophryaceae
Source: the annotation of a GenBank genome assembly
AUGGCGACUUCGACGCGUAAAUCCUUGCACUUUUUCGUGAAGAAGGUUCAUCCGGAUUUGAGCCAGACGUUGUAUCAAAUGCAAAAGUGUCUGGGUCUGGAAGAAUGCAACUUGUAGUGCGUAUUUCAGAACACAGAAAAGUCUCUUAUGCAUACGCAGCAAAAGCUGCCCACUUUCUGUCAGCAAAAUAGGGGACUUGUCAUACGGAUUCGGCAUUGCGGAAGCUUCUCAAAACCUGUGAUGCUAGAGCUUCCAUGCCAGACCUUCUGCGUCAUGCAAAAACAGCAUUACUCUUCCCGACCCAGACAUUUUUACAUUUGAUACGUUACCUGCCCACGCAAAGCGGAUCAACCAGCAGAGCCUGAUGGUGUUGAACCAGUGGAUUGAUCGGAUCGACUGCAGUUCAGCCACCAAUGCGGGUGGAGGAUUGUCUGAAAGCAACAAUGCGGGAGGGCGCGGUGGUGCGGACGGCGAGAAUUCACUGCGCGCACCAUUUGUGCAGACCACGCUGGCGUUUUUCCGUCCGGUGACGCGGCGCAGCACCGGCGAGGUUUUGCCGAACCGCGCUGCGCCCUUGUCGCUGGAGCUACCGUCGCUACCGCCGGGGAGACCGCCUUUCGCGCUGCGUGACCGUCUGGUCUCUGACUUGCUACACCAAGCCGAGACCGCCUUGGAAACAAGCUCGCUAGCCGCGCGGUUCCGCGGAAACAUUGAUCCUGCAACGUGGCCGCAAUUCGCGCACCCCGCACUGGGGCUAUUCCGCCGCCCAGGAAACAAUCAGAGUUCUGCUCAUACGAGCACACAUGAGCACGAAAGCGGCAGAUCAGAACACCCCGGAGUAAGUAGAGACGGGUCCACGACAGCUGCCUCGAAUCCAGGAUGCGACUUCAGCACGGGGUCGCCGCAGCAGCAGCGCUUCGAGAAGUUCAGCGAUCUGUGGCACUCGCAGACGCACGAGACGAUGUUUAAGGAUAGUCUGUACGAUGAUCCGGCUGCGACGCGGCGCUGGGCUGCCAUGGAAUCGUUUCGUCGCAAGUAUCGCGCGCAGUACUUGCGCAAGGCGUUGAAGACCAAAACCAAGCAGGCACGGCGGAAGCGGCUGGAAGCAGUCUCCGCCCACGUCGAGGCCAGGGUGCGCGAAAAGUUUGGCACCGCGUACUCAGAAAAAGAAGUACACGAAGAAGGUGGAAAUACAGGUGCAGGCGAGGCAUGCAGCCCGAAGGAGGGAGCUGAAAGCGAAUCGGUAGCGGGAGUUGGAGUAGACACCAGUAGAAUGCGGGUCCGGAUGAUUGAGGACGGCUACCACCCGGAUCUGGUAUUCAUGGAGCCGGGACUGACGGCCUCGCAGCGCCAGGAGGGCAUGCGGCGGUGCUGUGGCAUGCAUCUGUCAACACCGCCACAGGGUGCUGGCAUGCUUAGCGGUCAAGGUCUCAGCGAGGAUGUUGAUGACAGUUUUGGCAAAAGUUGCAACGCAGAGUUUUGGCUGCUACGAAAUUUGCUGACCGCCAUGCGUGCGGACCCGGGUGCCCGCAUUCCCUUGGUUUUGUGUGCAAACGAAGAGGAUUAUCGGGCCGAGCGCGGCUGCGUCUUCGUGCCCUGGAAUUUCGAAGUUGCCGGACUGUGCACUCUGCUCGAGGAGGAACUUGAUGUGCUCCGCAGCGAUAUUUCCCGACGCCUGCAAAGAACAUCGGCAUCUCGAACCCAUCCUGAACGAAGUAACAGAAACAAUAUGUGUACGGUAGCAGCAGGAGGGGCAAUCGCAUGAGGAAGAUGCGGCGUUUACGAUCGAAAUAGAACAGCAAGAAGGCAACGUAGGCAUUUCUUGUAGUGAUGUUCAGUGGGGAGUAGGAUGCGCACCUGCUGCCACCGCCUCUUCAGAGCCGGCACGGGGCAAAUUAGACUGUUCACGAACCACGUAAGAUUAAUUCAGUAUCGAUGAGACGAAGAGCACGAGGAUACCCUGGCACUAACCAGCUGCGCUUGCGAAAUGCAGCUGGAAUUGGUCUGAGAGAGAGUCGAGGGUUGGGGUGUUUAUCUCCGAUCCACGUUGACAGGGGAAUGUCGCGUAAGUAAUGCUACCGCUCUUAUGAGCGAUUGCAGUGCCGGACCCGGAGCAUUGAUAUUGUGGCUCUCUGUAGUAGUUGCGCUCCUGAACAACUAUACUGGCUGCGCGACAAAUAAUUCUACUUGCUCUCGAAACGGCGUACAGUUGUUUGAGUUUUGCGAGCACACUUCAUCAAAGCUCGAUCUAGGACGAAGUAAAGGCCGACUGUGCCGUCAGUUUUGACUCAUGCUGGGGGCUGUGGCGCGGCGAGCCGGCGGUCGCGUCGCGUCGCGGCGCUCCAACAAUUGGCGGGAGAAAACUCGACCGAAAACCGGGAAAACACAAAAAAAAGAAGCAAAAUGCGAAAAAAAGCUGCAAAAAACGCGAAAAAAAGCCGCAAAACGCGAAAAAAAGCUAUGAAACGCGAAAAAGAGCUGCAAAACGCGAAAAAAGGUUGCAAAGCGCGAAAAAAAGGCUUUCUCUAAGCAGUUGCGACGGGGCCGCUUUUGUUUCCCUCCCGCGAAGGAACCGGCCCGGAAGCCUUUCCAAUUUCCC